Messenger RNA from Pangasianodon hypophthalmus (striped catfish), 5225 nucleotides. It is a transcript of the gene tbc1d30, whose product is annotated as TBC1 domain family, member 30. Bases 2016 to 4367 code for a protein of 783 amino acids. The transcript is spliced from 13 exons. Gene Ontology annotation, cellular component: endoplasmic reticulum. Lineage: Eukaryota; Metazoa; Chordata; Actinopteri; Siluriformes; Pangasiidae. The record is from RefSeq and is a predicted model, not a curated record.
ACUGUUUUUUUUUCAAACCCAGUCAAAAAGCACAAAAACCUAAGUAAGCUGACAUUCCUCAGUAACUCUGCAUGGUGUAAGUCAAGCUUGAUAUGAUUUAUGCCAAUCUUUUAGGAUGCCGAGUGUUGGCCCUAUAGCUGAGUUUGCAUUACAUCUCUACUUAACAUCGUGGCUCCCAGUUCAUGAAGCAAAACCAAAAAAAAAUGGGUUAGUUGGAAAGUUUUUAUGUCAUGAAUAAAAAAUGAAGGUGCAUCCUGUUAUUGAAAAAAAAAAAUCAACAGCAGGAUGGUGUAAUGCCCUGUUAUCACCUUGAAGUUGAUUAUUUUCCAAUAACAGCACAUACUAAAGUGUUUUAUUCCCCUUACACCACAGCACACACAACCAACAACUGCAUUUAAAAACAAAAUUAUUAAUGAAGGACACGUCUUACUUUUUAAGCGUUUGUUACCAGUGAAUGUCUGCAAGACAAGCUACUUCCUGUUACUUACAUGGGUUUAAUUAACAGAAACAGCUGCUUACAGCUAUAAACAGGUGUUCCCUCACCAGCUUCUUUUAUUCUCUCUCUUGCUUUGUUAAAAAAUGUCACUGAGAAUCAGGCAGACGCACACUCCUCAGUCCUGAAGACUUUCCAGUGGCAGAAACCUUACUGUUACAAAUCGCUGAUACCUGAGACUAUGCAAAAUAAACAUCUCCUUACAGAGAGUUUCACAAUAUCAACGAUUAUAGGCCUGCGUUUUUCUUUCCGAGACCACAUGCUUUUUAAUCUAGGCUAAUAUUAUGAAGCGUGUUCACCAUACAAGUCACUGUUUAAGUUGUUAAUAUAGAAAUGAUAACUUAGUAGAACUAGGCGUUAAUAUAAAGUAAAUCUGUGAUUUGAAUUACAGCCAAUGCUACCGUCAGAGCUGCUGUUAUAGAAAAUUAAUCAGCACCUUCUGACUAAUCAGAUUUGAGAAUUUAACAGCACUGUGGUAUAAUUAAAUAUAAUUAUAUUAAUAGUAUAAGUAUAAUUAUACUGUGGUAUAAUUAAGCAUAAUGCACUUUUUUGUCUACAGGUCCAUGAGUUAUACAUAAACUUUUUGAGUUGUUGGGCUGAAAUGUGUUGCAGUAGGUUCAUUGAUUGUCUUUGUAAAGCAGGAUGAGUUGUUGGUCUUAUGUUAACACUAUAACAGCAUAUGUUUCUACUAGUUUGUGGUUGUUGAAGGAUGUUCUCAUUACUUGUGUUAUCCCGUUAUAUUUUAAUAGAAAUGAAUAUAGCGUUUAGCGUGCAAACCUGUAGCAUGUUUUUAUAUGUCUGCAUUUUUAUAGUGUUUAAUUUUUAGCCGAUUUCUUUCCACCAGGGGAAGUAGGAGUGUUCAGAGAAGAUGGUGUCGGCUAAUGCUAAUCCUCCUGUAACUAGGACUGGCUGUGCGUUCAAGUCAUGUCGGAAAGAUCGUAUUUAUGAGUUGAACGCACCACAAAGUUGUAAUUAUGAGUGGGAUUUGCUCUGAGCUCUGAGUUUCCGAGUCAGGGUUUUGUGUCUGUAAGAAUGAUGGAGUCAGUGGAUGCAACAUCUGGAGCUGAGGGUAAAUUAGUUGAAAUUGAAUGGGGAUUUAGCAGUGACAUGUCUCUGUCAGGCUUUUUUAUUUACAAUAAAACAAGCUAAUUUCCUGCACAGUGUAUGAGAGCAUUGUACAAACAUGAUAUAAUUAUUGUGUAACCAUAAAGUGGCUUCAUAAAUUGAUGAAAAACAUAAACACACCUGAUUCUUUGUUCUUCAUUUUCUAGAAGUAGAUUAAAAAAAAACCUUGUUGUAUUUUUGUAGUUAAUUAAGAUAAGGUUCAACCUUCUUCAUCUUGCUGCAAACAAAGUGACUUGAACGCGUCUGACGUCAUAAUUACGACUUGCCAACUCGUAAAUACUAAUUUCCCCGGAGCACUUGAACGCACCGUGAGGACAGAGAGGUGGUCGAAAUGUAAACAAAUGGUCGCUGUUUGGUUUGGUUUGGUUUGGUGUUGCUUAUCUCAUAGCAGGAGGCCAUGACAGAGACAAGAGAAGGAGUGGAUACCAGGUUGAAGUUUACUCUAGAGCCAUCUCUUGGCAAAAAUGGCUUUCAACAGUGGUACGAUGCCCUCAAGGCAGUGGCUAGGCUCCCAACUGGAAUUCCCAAAGAGUGGAGGAAGAGGGUAUGGUUAACUUUAGCUGAUCAGUACCUCCACAGCAUCUCCAUAGACUGGGAGAAGACCAUGAGAUUCGCGUUCAACGACCGCAGCAAUCCAGAUGAUGACUCUCUGGGGAUCCAGAUAGUGAAAGACCUGCACAGAACAGGCUGCAGUUCUUACUGUGGCCAGGAGGCCGAGCAGGACCGUGUGGUACUGAAGCGGGUGCUAUUGGCUUAUGCCCGCUGGAACAAGACUGUAGGUUACUGCCAGGGCUUCAACGUGCUGGCUGCCCUGAUCCUUGAGGUCACAGAAGGCAAUGAAGGCGACGCGUUAAAGGUGAUGAUUUAUCUAAUUGAUAAGGUGCUUCCUGAGAGCUACUUUGCCAACAACCUGCGUGCUCUGUCUGUGGACAUGGCUGUAUUCAGGGAUCUGCUCAGGCUUAAGCUUCCAGAGCUCUCUCAACACCUUCACCACUUACAGAAAGUAGCCAAUCGGACAGGAGGAGGAAGCUACGAGCCUCCACUCACCAACGUGUUCACCAUGCAGUGGUUUCUCACCAUGUUUGCCACCUGCCUGCCUCACCACACCGUGCUGAAGAUCUGGGACUCGGUUUUCUUCGAGGGAUCAGAAGUGCUGCUGCGUGUUGCCUUAGCCAUUUGGGCCAAACUGGCAGAGAGGAUUGAAGAGUGCCAGACUGCAGAUGAAUUCUACAGCACGAUGGGAUGUCUGACUCAAGAGAUGCUGGAGGACAACUUGAUUGACUCCAAUGAACUCAUGCAGACGGUAUACUCCAUGGCCACCUUCCCUUUUCCCCAGCUGGCUGAGCUGAGGGAGAAGUACACUUACAAUAUCACUCCAUUCCCUGCUGCAGUCAAGGCCAUUGGCAGCCAAGGGCUCCAUGGAUGGGAGAGUGAUGAUGAUGGAGACAUGGAUGAUGAGGACUCUAUAGUCACUGCUCUGGGAUGCCUGGGACCAUUAGGGGGGCUCCUGGCCCCUGAGAUUCAGAGAUACCAAAAGCACUUAAAAGAGCAGCGAGGUGAGCAGAGCUCUCCCUGCAGCAGUAUGGCCGAGCUGAGCCCCGGGGCGGUGGGGGCUGCCCGGGCGGAGCACCACGCCACCAUCAACAGCAUGAUGAUGGAGCGCAUGAGCACGGACAUCAGAGCGCUGACUAAGCAGUACUACCGCAUCAAGAGACGGCAGCAGCAGCAGGCCAACCUGCUCUACAUUCACACAGGACUGCCAGUGGAAGCUGAACCUGUUGCUCCUCAUCAGCCCAGUAAAGCCAAUGCGAGCCUUGACACUGAUAAAUGUCCAGCCACUGGCAUCUUUGCCUCCCAAAUCCACUCUUCACCUGUGGUCAAUCAUCUUCUCCUGGGAAAGAAGGCCAUAGCUGCUCAGCAUCCUUGCAGAAAUGGAAUGGCCCAGGGUCUCAAAGGCCCCACAGGGUCACUUCCCCAAGCCCAAUCCACUCCCACCCAGGAUCACAGUCUUCAGUCCCCCUGGCGUGCCCAUGUUUGUGCUCAUCGCAGGAACCUGGCACGGGCCCGGGCCCAGCUUGGUUUUGAUGACUCAGUGGAGCUAGAGGAUAACAACAGUCCUGAGCACAAACCAAAGAGAGAAGAGGGAGAGGAGAAGAUGAAGGAAGAGGAAGAUCAAGAGAAGGAGAGGAAAGAUAACAGUGAAAGCCAGGAGAAAGCAGAUGUGCCAUUGCAGGAGCCAGUGCAAGGGAUUGUCGAGGAGGGAGACUCAGAGCCCCAGCUUCAGAAUGCUGGCUGCAGUCAGGAGAUAAAGGAGGUAGAACAGCAGCUAUCCACUCUAGAUCUGGAUUCAUCAGCAAAAGCUCCUUCAGAGUUGAACGAUCCAGAAACACCUUCUCUAAAUCCAGAGCCAGAGAUGGGAAAUAAUCCACUGCCACAACCCAAACCAAAUGCACAGCCAUAUGUCUCAGCAGUGGCGUGCUCCACCCGCCACGACUCUUCCAGCUCAGAGAGCACAGCCUGCUCUCUCAGGCAGAGCUCCUCUGUAGCCUCUACUCCAGAGAUUCUUCCCAAACCACAGCAGAUUUUUUCCCCUUUCCCCUGCGUCAAAGUACCCCGCAAAUCCAUGGCUGCCCGCAACCUGGGCCUCUAUGGCCCCACCUCCAGAACUCCCAGUGUGCACUUCCCACAUAUGAGCAAAACCAUGAACCGAAUGGGUGCUGGUGUUGCUGCGUCCACCAGGCGGCGAUGAUUAGCAGCUCACUUAUUCUUCACCUCAGCUCUCACUCUGAGCCUUUCAAAUAUGCAGAAGGCUUGCUCUUUCAGUAUGCAUAGAAGGUAUAGCAGUAUACAGCACAAAAGUCACUGAGAUACUGUACACAAUAGAGAUAUAGAUAGAAAUGAAAGAAUAUCCUAGCUAGUAAAGUUUAUCAUGAAUAUGUUGAACUUUUUUUUUCAUUUAAUUUUUUUUGUACUCCACAAGAAGAGCCAAACAUGUUAUUCUUUUCUAGUAUUCAUCAUUGCUGGAGAAUGUGAAGAGAAAUUGUUUAAAUAUUUAUGCUGCAUGUCUGACCUUUGGCUUUUGCCAUAAAUGUAUUGGAUAUGACUGUGUAUUUGUCACAAAGAUAUAUGAACUUCACAUAAGUAUAUUUAAAAACAAUUCAAAUAUAGCCUAUUUAUUGACUGGUAAAUGCCCUCCUGGAUAGAAAACUGAAGAUAUGCUGUAUAAUCAUAACACUCACUCACUCACUCACUCCAAACAUUUUGCUUUGUUUUCUCAUCUUAUUCUUUCUGGCAAUUUUCCUUUCAGAAUUUAUUGCAUUUGGCUGCUGUUCUGUAUCUUUUGUCUGUCACUUCAUUAGUUGGUUUAUGCCGUCACUAAACUUUUGGUCAUUUCAGUUUACUAACUUUGAACAGAAAUAACUGUGUCUUUGCUCUUCAUUUCAUAGCUUAUGCUUUAAACAUUUUGAACUGGACAGAGAAACAAUAUAUUGGAUUUAACACUUGGAAAUUAGUGGCUCAUGGAAUAUUUACUUUGAUGCUUGAGUUCUUUCAGUGAACAAGAUUAUACAUCUUUACAUCAAUAAAAAAUUAUACAUGUAUAAGAGAA